This is a messenger RNA of Epithele typhae, 708 nucleotides long. RefSeq names its product thioredoxin-like protein. NCBI's taxonomy places the organism in Eukaryota, Fungi, Basidiomycota, Agaricomycetes, Polyporales, Epitheliaceae. The record is from RefSeq and is a predicted model, not a curated record. The transcript is spliced from 4 exons. Bases 1 to 708 code for a protein of 235 amino acids. Gene Ontology annotation, cellular component: cytoplasm.
AUGCCUGAGCAAAUCACCCUCUACGGCCACCCGUACUCUCCCUACUUCCACCGCGUCGCCAUCGUGCUGGAAGCGACCGGGGCCAAGCACCAGUGCUACACUGUCGACCUCGUGGACAGGUCGGUCUGGGGCAGCAUCUCGCCCACGGGCAAGAUUCCUUUCAUCACCUACGGCGGCCCCGAGGUCCCUCCCGACCAGCCCUCGCCCGAAUCCGAAAAGAUCCCCGAGUCGCUCAUCAUCGCGACGCUCAUCGCCGAGGAGCACCCCUCCGCAGGCCUCAUCCCCGCCGAUCCGGUCGCGCGCGCGCGCAUGCGCCUCUUCAUCAACGAGUGGGAGUCCUCGGGGUCGGCCGCGCUCCGCGCCGCGCUCAUGGGCACCGGCCCCGUCGACGCGAUCCUCGACGUCUACGCGCGCCUGCAGGCGCGCCUGGGGGCGAGCACGAAGUUCGCGGUCGGGGACGCGCUCACGCUCGCGGACGUCGCGGUAGCGCCGUACCUGCCCCGGAACGAGUACCUGAUGCGGCACGAGAUCGGCAAGUACCCGUUGGGCGACGGGAAGAAGUUCCUCGACCGCCUGGCGGGGCCCGAGUUCGCGCGGUUCCGCGAGUAUGCGGAGGCGGUCAAGGCGCACCCGAGCGUCGAGAAGACGUAUGAUGAGGCCGUUUACGCGGAUAUGAUGGGGAGCAACCCGUACUUCAAGCGCGAUUGA